Raphanus sativus (radish) is the source of this 2461-nucleotide messenger RNA. RefSeq names its product subtilisin-like protease SBT3.10. Gene Ontology annotation, biological process: proteolysis. Bases 16 to 2310 code for a protein of 764 amino acids. Gene Ontology annotation, molecular function: serine-type endopeptidase activity. The record is from RefSeq and is a predicted model, not a curated record. Lineage: Eukaryota; Viridiplantae; Streptophyta; Magnoliopsida; Brassicales; Brassicaceae. The transcript has 10 exons.
UUCUCGAGAGAAAAGAUGGGCCAAACCACAAUUCUUGUAGCGAUAAUUCUGACUCUUGUUAUGAAUGCUCAGAGCACUUUCGUUGUAGGAGAUGCUGCUGAGAGAAAGGUGUACGUAGUUUACUUGGGAGAGAAGGAACAUGAUGAUCCUGCGUCUGUCACCGAAUCUCACCAUCAGAUGUUAUGGUCACUUCUUGGAAGCAAAGAGUCUGUCCACGAUUCAAUAGUGUAUAGUUAUCGACACGGCUUCUCAGGAUUUGCUGCGAAGCUAACAGAAUCCCAAGCCCAACAACUUUCAGAACUGCCUGAGGUUGUUCAUGUCAUACCAAAUACAUUGUACGAACUGACAACAACUAGGACUUGGGAUUACUUGGGUCUGUCUCCGGGUACUUCAAAGAGUCUCUUACAUAAGGCCGACAUGGGGCGGAAGAUCAUUGUUGGAGUCAUCGAUACAGGAGUAUGGCCGGAGUCUGAAAUGUAUAAUGACAAAGGCUACGGACCUAUACCGAGUCGUUGGAAAGGAAGCUGUGAAUCUGGAGAACUCUUCAACGGUUCGAUUCAUUGCAACAGAAAGCUGAUAGGAGCAAAAUACUUUGUUGAUGGCCUUGUUGCCGAAAUCGGAGACAUUGACAGAACACAGAACCCUGAGUACGCAUCCCCAAGAGACUUUAACGGUCAUGGCACGCACGUCUCCUCAACCAUCGGCGGUUCUUUUCUGCCUGAUGUAAGCUACCUAGGCCUUGGAAGAGGAACCGAGAGAGGCGGUGCGCCCGGUGUACGUUUAGCUAUUUACAAGGCUUGCUGGCUUCAGUCAGGGUCUUGUUCAGGAGCUGAUGUCUUAAAAGCAAUAGACGAAGCUAUACAUGAUGGUGUUGAUGUUUUGUCACUCUCUUUAGGAUCCAAGGUUCCUUUGUAUUCAGAGACUGAUGUGAGGGAACUGACUUCUGUGGGAGCAUUCCAUGCGGUUGCAAAAGGAAUUCCUGUUGUUGCUGCAGCUGGUAAUGACGGUCCCUCGGCUCAGACUAUUGCGAACGUAGCUCCUUGGAUCUUGACGGUUGCUGCAACAACUCUAGACCGUUCCUUCCCCACAGCCAUUACACUUGGAAACAAUAUAACAAUACUGGGUCAAGCAAUCUUUGUCGGUCCAGAACUCGGCUUUUCCGAACUAGUUUACCCACAGUCAGGUGAUUGCCAGAAGCUCUCUACGAAUCCCAACAACACAAUGGAAGGAAAAGUUGUGUUAUGUUUCACAAGAGAAACAAGUGUCACCCCUGCGGUGGAUGCUAUAGUAGCAGUAAGAAACGCUGGAGGUCUUGGGGUAAUUAUUGCAAGAAAUCCUACACACUUGCUUAUUCCAUCUCGUAACUUUCCAAGUGUUGCGGUAGACUUCGAGCUUGGAACCGACAUUCUGUUCUACAUACGCUCCACAAGAUCUCCCAUUGUAAAGAUAGGGGCUUCGAGAACCCUGGUUGCACGACCUGUGGCUACAAAGGUAGCAACUUUCUCAUCAAGAGGACCCAAUUCAAUAUCGCCAGCGAUUCUUAAGCCGGAUAUAGCAGCACCUGGUGUGAACAUACUUGCAGCUACUUCCCUUAAUGAUUCUUUCAGUGUCAAUGGAUUCUCUAUGAAGUCUGGGACAUCAAUGGCUACUCCUAUAGUUUCAGGAAUUGUAGUGCUCCUCAAAUCAUUACAUCCUCACUGGUCUCCUUCUGCUAUCAAGUCAGCUAUUGUCACCACAGCUUGGAAAACUGAUCCAUCAGGUGAGCCAAUCUUCGCAGAUGGGUCAAGCCGCAAGCUAGCUGAUCCGUUUGAUUACGGAGGAGGCCUCGUGAACCCAGAGAAAGCUGCAAAACCAGGUCUCGUAUACGACAUGGCCACACAUGACUACGUCUUGUACUUGUGCGCUGCUGAUUACAGUGACAUGUCCAUAUCCCGUGUCCUCGGAAAAGCAACCGUCUGUCCUAAUCCCAAGCCUUCGGUUCUUGAUCUCAACUUGCCUUCCAUCACAAUCCCAAACCUUAGAGAUGAAGUCACUCUCACAAGAACAGUCACUAAUGUUGGACCUCUCAAUUCAGUUUACAAAGUCAUGAUUGAUCCUCCAAUGGGAGUUAAUGUGACUGUUAGACCAAUGACACUUGUGUUUAAUUCUACUGUUACAAAGUUAUCUUUCACGGUUCGAGUCACGACCACACACAGAGUAAACACGGGCUACUUCUUUGGAACAUUGACUUGGAGUGAUACUGUGCACAAUGUAGCCAUCCCAGUAUCUGUGAGAACCCAGAUCCUGCAACGAUACUAUGACGAGAACUGAUGAAAGCCCAUUCGUGAAAAGAAUAAACUGAUUGAUAGUAGUAUUUGCAGUUUUACAUUUUUUUUUCUGUCACAGAUUAUGUAAUUUAUGUUGUUAAUAAAUCCUUAAAUGGAACUAUAUUUUGAUUGUAUUUUGUUGAAAAAACUAUUAA